AUGAAUCAACCGGCAACACCUAGCUACUUGACUGCGGCAUAUUACCGAAUACUCGAGGCUGGCACUUCAGGAAUGCUACUCAUUGCGAGAUGCCAAACAUACUCGGGUAUCUUAGCAUUAAUGAUGCCAUACUUUACCUUGGGCAUCUAUUUACCACUCCGGACAUCGACCGGAAACGGAUUUGAGACAGUCAAAACCAAUCCCAGCUACAGACAAGAGAGGCGGAAUUCCCCCUCUUUCCACCUGGAUAACUUACCAGAGCUUUGGAGGGCGAUACAAAAACCAUCCCGAGACGUGCCUCCGUCUGAGGGCCACUGGAUAGAAAUGCCUAUAACUAAACUAUACCGUCUCCCGCAUCUGUACCGUUUGACACAUCUUAUCGGCGAGAUCCCGCGAAAAUAUGCAUCGGCAGUUAUCUCAUGCCUAAACAAUGCCGAUAUCUGUGGCGAUCUUGACCACACAAUCUUAGCGAAGGGCAAGGGAGCGUCCUAUUUGCAUACAUACAUCGGCAGUUCAUGA
This is a messenger RNA of Nannizzia gypsea CBS 118893, 519 nucleotides long. RefSeq lists its product as hypothetical. The transcript has a single exon. Lineage: Eukaryota; Fungi; Ascomycota; Eurotiomycetes; Onygenales; Arthrodermataceae. The record is from RefSeq and is a predicted model, not a curated record. Bases 1 to 519 code for a protein of 172 amino acids.